Eublepharis macularius is the source of this 4705-nucleotide messenger RNA. It is a transcript of the gene TENT4A, whose product is annotated as terminal nucleotidyltransferase 4A. NCBI's taxonomy places the organism in Eukaryota, Metazoa, Chordata, Lepidosauria, Squamata, Eublepharidae. Gene Ontology annotation, biological process: RNA 3'-end processing. The transcript has 12 exons. The record is from RefSeq and is a predicted model, not a curated record. Bases 20 to 2083 code for a protein of 687 amino acids. Gene Ontology annotation, molecular function: poly(A) RNA polymerase activity; mRNA binding. Gene Ontology annotation, cellular component: TRAMP complex; nucleolus.
GCGGCGGCGGGGCGGCCGGAUGGACCCGCGCGUGGCCUGGAUCCAGCCGGAGCAGAAGGGCCCGGCCAACGCGCUCUGGAUGCAGAUCUGGGAGACCUCGCAGGGCCGCGCCGGCAGCCCCUCGCCCGGCCCGCCGCCCUCCCCGUCGCCGCCCUUCGCGCCGCGCUUCUCGCUCUGCCUCCUCGGCGCGGCCGCGGCCCCGGCCCCGCGCUCCGAGCCGGCCUCCCCCUCCGCCGCCGCCUCGCCCCAGCCCGCCGCCUCGCCGCCCGCCCUGCUGCUGCUGCCGCCCGCCGACGCGCCGCGCCUGCUGCUGCUGCCCAAGGCCCAGCCCGCCUCCGCCGCGGCCCCCUCGGGCCCCGGGCCGCCCUCGGGCCAGGCCGCGCCGGAGAAGGCGGAGCAGCGGGAGGCCGCCGCGCCGCGCCACCACUACCACCCGGGCCGCAGGAAACGCCAGAACAAGGCCAGCACCUAUGGCAUGAACUACCUGCUGGGCGGCGCGGCCGGGCCCGGGGCCGCCUCGCCGCCGCUGCCGCCGCCCCUGCGCCGCCCGGCCCCCGGCACGCCCUGGAAGAGGAGGCCCUACCGCCCGGGCAUCCACGGGCUCCAUGAAGAAAUAAUGGACUUUUAUGACUUUAUGUCCCCUCGUCCUGAAGAAGCAGUUAUGAGAAGAGAAGUAGUGAAAAGAAUAGAAACGGUCAUCAAAGACCUCUGGCCUACGGCUGAUGUCCAGAUAUUUGGGAGUUUUAGCACGGGGCUUUAUUUGCCAACUAGUGAUAUUGAUUUAGUGGUUUUUGGAAAAUGGGAGAGCCCCCCUUUACAGCUGCUGGAACAAGCACUAAGGAAACACAAUGUGGCUGAGCCAUAUUCAAUUAAAGUACUUGACAAAGCUACGGUACCAAUAAUAAAGCUUACUGACCAGGAAACCGAAGUAAAAGUUGACAUUAGUUUUAAUGUGGAAACUGGUGUGAAGGCAGCUCGACUUAUCAAAGACUACAUGAAGAAAUACUCGUUGCUGCCUUACUUGAUUUUAGUAUUAAAACAGUUUCUCCUUCAAAGGGAUUUGAAUGAAGUUUUUACUGGUGGAAUUAGCUCCUACAGCCUAAUUUUAAUGGCAAUUAGCUUCUUACAGUUGCACCCCCGAAUUGAUGCUAGGAGAUCAGAUGAAAAUCUUGGAAUGCUUCUAAUAGAAUUUUUUGAACUCUAUGGAAGAAAUUUUAAUUACUUGAAAACUGGUAUUAGGAUAAAAAAUGGGGGUGCCUACAUUGCCAAAGAAGAAAUCCUGAAAGCCAUGACUUAUGGUUAUCGGCCAUCCAUGUUGUGCAUUGAAGAUCCCCUCUUGCCUGGAAAUGAUGUUGGCAGAAGUUCUUAUGGUGCCAUGCAAGUAAAGCAAGUUUUUGAUUAUGCCUACAUUGUUCUUAGCCACGCUGUCUCCCCGCUUGCAAGGUCAUAUCCUAAUCGAGAUUCUGAAAGUACUUUAGGAAGAAUUAUCAAAGUGACACAGGAAGUGAUCGAUUACAGAGCUUGGAUUAAAAAGAAAUGGGGAAGCAAAGUUAAUUUGCCAGCUGAUCUUGAUAUCCAGAUGAAUAAGGUAGAACCAAUAUCUCCGUGCUCCAUAGUCCAGAACAGAGAUGUUGAAUCACUAUAUAGCCAACGUUUGCCGUUGUCAUUCACUGGCACCCAGCAGUUGUCAUCAGGUUCAUCUGCCUCUUCCAUGUCGUCUCUUUCUGGUAGUGAUAUUGAUUCGGAUACUCCACCUUGCACAACUCCUAAUGUGUACCACUUCAAUCUGCAAGCACCAUCUCAGCUUACGGCUGGUUUACCACCCGCAUUGCCUAUACCAAGUGGUAAAACUCAGUCUGUGCCUGCAAGAACCUUGAUUAUGGCAACUAAUAAUCAGCAGCACAGUGGAAUGAAGUUUUCUCUGAAAGGAGCUCAUGGUCAUAACCAAUGCAGUGAAUACAAUUCUGCCAGCAAUGGAAUCAUGAGGCAGCCGGUCGGCAACAGAAGCCACCACCAGUAUAACCGUAAUAUCUGGAGAAGAAAGAAGCAUAGAGACAGUUUGCCUAUUAGCCUUAGCAGAUAAUGGCCAACUUCAGGGUGUCCACUUUUGACUAAGCUACAGAGUGGGAUGCCAGGCUGGGAGGACUUGAGACCAGCGCACCAGUUUGAGGAUGUUGCCAAAUAUCUGCAUCCAACCUUUGCAUGUUUCUUUGUGUGGUGGUGGAAUCCAUCUAAAGAGAAAUUAUUGUGCUUAUCUGUGAAGCCUUAUUCAAUGUGGAAGUUUGUCUUCUGCCUAUCCAUGACGUACUACAGUGCCGAAGCAGCUCUGAUGCGAAUACUGUGCGAGGACCAUAAACGCCGUGGCACUUCUGCUGUAGCUGCAUUUGUUCAUUGUGGGGUUUUCUUUGUUUCGUCAGAAAAAUGACGGAUGAUUUGAACUUUACUUUGCAGCAGAUCUUUGUCACUUUGUAUGCUGCCUUCCCCAUUUUUUGUUCUGGCUUCUUUGUUUGCUUUACCUAUAUCAAAACAUAACUUUUGUGCAAUAACUCCAAAUAUUUUAACUUGCAUAAUGGUAUGAUUAAGUUAUAUUUAAAGGAAGGAGAAUUGGGGGGGGGGAUUCUUUUGGUUUUGGUUUUUGUGUUUCCUGGAUUGUAUUUUGUAUGUUGGGUUCACAGUUCUGGUGGGGUUGGCUGAGUAGCUCCCUCACGUUGCUUGAUAUUGUAGGUUUCUUAACUUACAAUGGAACUGCUAAUUUGGCUUACAUUUUUAGUUCAAGAAGUAUUAAACUCCAAAACAUUUUGACCCUUCCUUUUAGUUCAUUUGGCAUUUAGCAGCAAUUCAGUUCUUCCUAAGGAGUUAGGGCACAAUCCAGUGAUUCUGCACCACCCUCCUUCACUCCGGUGGGGAUUACAGAGUAGAGCAUCUCACCGGAUUGUGCCUUCAGUUUAUUAAAAAGGCCUUCGGGGUGGGGGGAGGUCAGGGCAAGUUCCAAAUGUUUUCCAAAUGCUUCUUUAUGAUUUGCACUCUGAUUGGGUCCAAGCAAUGUUGCUGACUAAAAUAUCCAACUUAUAGAAGGGGGAGAAAGGAAUUACGUUGAUUCUGCCGAGGAAUCUCUUAUCGCAGUGUGCAUUAAUUCUGUCAGGAGCAAAUACUUGAAAUGUACCUUUCAGAUUCUCUGUGCUUUUAAAGUAACUUUUUGUUGUCUUGCAAAAAGGGCACAGCCCAGUGUCCCACGCACAUGCACACAGUCUCUCCCCCACCCCUCUCCUCUCUCUGAUGCAUACAGGUAUACUAUGCAAGUGUGUAUCACCAUGGCAACUCUUAACUUCUUUUAAAGCAAAAAAUGGACAUUCUUCCUAGCCUUGGGUUUUUAAAAAGCACCUCAUUGCCAUUGGUCACAUCUUUCAUGGUUUUUUUUUUUUAAAUGAAAGUUCUUAAAUCUCCAGAGCAUUCUGCUAGUAGUUCUGCUUGAACUGGGAGCUUGGGGGGGGGGGCAUUAAAAUGAGGAUCGUCUUGAUUAUCUUCUGUCUUUCUGUCUGAUAUGCAGAAGCAAAUGUUCUUAAAAACUGAUCUUUGAAUGUUUGAGAUGGAAUUGUUCCUAUGAAAGUAAGCUUUAAUAUCGGCCUCGGAAGCUGGCGUGGCACAUGCUAAAGAAACCCACCAAAAUGGGCAAAGCCUUCGGGUCGUAAGAGAAGAGAGUGUGACAUUCCAAACUAGAGUAGCACAUGUCCUCUAUCCACCCUUCAUCUUGAUCCAGAGUGAAUCACAGCUGCAAAUUUUAAAAUUCUAUAACUCUUCAUUGACGAGGAUUCAUAUUCGUACCAGAUGUACGCUGCUGUUUUGAUAUUACAGAAGAGGGAUAAAGUGUGUGUGACUUUACUGUGCCAGCAUCUGUUGGGAAAGGUAAGUUUGCAAGUACAAAAUCCCUUCGAUAGGCAUAAAUGAAUAAAGGCAGGGACUCUGCAAAUACACAGUGUGUCAGUUGAACAUUUGGUGGCAGGAAAUAAAAAGUCAUAAGCUAUCCAAUGUUAAUUGCCCUGCGAAUAACCUUUGGAGCUCUGGGGAUGGGGUCUCGGGAGCUGCAGAUUCAAGGGAUAUUUGAGGCGCCCCGUGAAGCAGACCUGUGUUUGGCAACGUCUGCAUUCUAGCUGCUCAAGGCUCAGCAGCCAGAGGAGGGGAAGUCAGGCUUGCGUACUCUUCCCCAGUAGACGGGCCAUGGCUGUUCUCAAUUAAUAACGGGUAAGCUUACGAAUGAUUGAAUUUUAUUGCCAAGAUCGAAGUCCUCUUGGCUGCCUGUCUUUUUGUUUUGACCACUUUAACUUCGCAGAAGGAUUUAAACGGAUGCUGGCACAAUAAAAAGAUCUAAACUUGAAUAAACCAGUAUUCAAGGGCUGAUACACAGAUCUGUACUCAUUUUUACACGCUAGCAAUAUUAAUGAACCUACAUGACAGAAACCUCAAUGUCUGAAAUAGUGUCCAUGUUUAAAAACAGGAUAGGCUUAAGAGAAGCAGGUAUCAUGUUCCAUAGUCAUGGUGAACCAAUAAAUUGCACUGGCUACCACAUGGGUUAUGUUCUAUAGCACUGUGGAUAGCUGUUUAAGAUAUCAUGUUAUUCUUUUUGUGUGUAUAAUGAUGUGAGAAGCUAAAAUACAUAUUUUUAUGUGAAGUUUUGUAUUCUUUGAUUUUUAAUAAACUUUCAAGGCCA